This is a messenger RNA of Dermacentor silvarum, 4850 nucleotides long. RefSeq names its product glycerophosphocholine cholinephosphodiesterase ENPP6. The transcript is spliced from 8 exons. The record is from RefSeq and is a predicted model, not a curated record. Lineage: Eukaryota; Metazoa; Arthropoda; Arachnida; Ixodida; Ixodidae. Bases 793 to 2199 code for a protein of 468 amino acids.
CAUUUUAUUCGAGUGUUUGUGACCAAAUGGAAAUUGGUGCACGUGCUUUUGCACAAUCGUAUUAUGCGGUGUGACGAAAUUGCGAAUCGUCUGAAAGAGCUACUUGGCUUUACAAUAUUGCCUUGGCGUUGGCACGAGAAAAGUAUGCGUGCGAUUGUGGCUAAUGGUUAGAUCAUUGGGUUUUUGUGCUGGUAGAGGUUCAAGCCGACUGCCGGGUGCGUAUUUCUCUUAUUUUCUGUGUGCGAUCUAUUCGGCAAGACCACAGCAGCCGCCACAGUCAUCAAAAUAUUGGAAGGCUCGCUAAGAAAAGUUCGCUUUAAAAGUCGAGCAAGAAAAGUUGAACGACCGGGUCAAGCAGCCUUCACGCAUCGAGCACUCACGCGGGGUGGCGUGGCAGCGGAGUCCCCCGGAUGACGUCAUAUGUGACAGGGUGUCACUCAAAUUUCUCGGGCCGAAUGCCUCGUGUAAAUGGUGUGAGGCCCCCUCCUUUUACGCUCACCCUCCUCUAGCGCCACGCUUUCCCCACGGAAGUGCAUCUCGCUCCUCGGGCGAGCACAAGAUAGACACCACCGCAUUCACGGAGUGGGCCGUGCUACCGAAGAAAGAAGUUUUCCGCUGGUGUUUUCAACUACCUACAUUUUCCUGCUCACUCAGUCAGCAGACGAGUGUCUAUAGACUGCUCUUUAGAUGUUGUCCGGUCUAUGCCUCCUUGCCAAUAGUGCCAAAAUCAGCCGCAGAUCUGAGCCUUGUAAAUAACUUUUCGCUGUAAAUCUCGAGUACUCGCACUAAAGAAUGAAACCACCGAGGUUAAACUCAUUGCGCGGAGUCGCGUCCUCUCGUCUCGUUGAAUGCGUGCUCGGCUUUCUACUAGUCUCCGCAUUCGUGGUCUGCGAGUACCACGCGGCGUCUGCAGCGGGUGCGAGCCGUCCACGCGUGGUCCUUUUCCUGGUGGAUGGCGUGCGCUGGGACUACCUGUCCGAACCGGACCUUCCGGGAUUCGACGAACUCGCCAAGACAGGAGUGAAGGCCGAAUACGUGGUUCCCAUCAUGCCGGCCAACUCGUACCCCAAUUGGUAUAGCAUCGUCACCGGUCUGUAUGCGGAGCGGCACGGCUUCGUGCAAAACUUCAUGUACGACGAGAAGUACGAUGACUACUUUUUGAUGGCGCCCCACCCGAAUGUGUCACACCCGCACUGGUGGAACCACGCGGAGCCCGUCUGGGUCACAGCAGAGAAAAACGGGAUCCGCACCGCCAUGUACUGGUGGGACGGCUGCCAGGUUGAAAUACGAGGUGUCAAGCCUACUAUAUGCUUGCCCUACAAGCUUUACGGGGAGUGGCUUACGGUUGAAAACGACACUAAAUCUGCACUUUCUGAGGCAGUUGAUAAGAUGAAACAGAACACACUCGACUUCGCGCUCGUUUACUACGAAGCCGUCGAUGCGGCAGGACAUGAAUAUGGGCCGGACUCAAUGGAGCGACGAAAAGCACUCAAAAGUGCAGAUUCUCUCAUCAAGCAUUUGCUUGACGAAGCCAAGAGACAAAAUAUGAGCGAUCAGCUUAGCAUCAUCGUGGUGUCCGACCACGGCAUGACCGACACAGGCCUGGACAAGAACGAGAUGAUCGACAUCGAGCCGCAUCUUGACGCCAACGACUUUCAUUCCGUGCUCGACGAUGGGUCGCUCUCAAUGCUUCGGCCCCACCCGGACAAGAUUGAAAAGGUGUACUCCAAGCUGAAAAGCUUGAACAUUAAGGGCCUAAACGUCUUCAAACGAGAGGAACUGCCUGAGUCGUACCAUCUCAAGGAGUCUUACUUGACGCAACCCAUUGUGCUCACAGCAGAUCCGGGUUACCUGUUUAUGAAGAUUCGGCUUCAAGAAAGCGAGAAGCAAAUACCGAGACCCAACAGGACAGUCGGCGGAGGCCAUGGCUACGACCCCAUGAAGCUCGAAGACAUGCGCACCAUCUUUUUGGCCACUGGUCCAGGACUAAAACAGGGCUUCCAGAGCGGACCUGUGCGCAUGGUGGACCACUACAACGUCAUCUGCCGGCAGUUGGGCAUCCGGCCUCUCCAGAACAGUGGUAGCCAGGAGAGAGUGCGGGGCAUGUUUUUCAGUGGAGCCAGCGGCCGCGACGCGGCCACUUCACUGUCUCUACUCCUGGACAUCCUGUUCGCGGCGUACGCUUACUUAUACCACUGAUGGUACACAGACCCACUGGUGGAAGUAAAAGUGAAUUAUGGGCCACUGGUAUACGGUCAUUUCCCGUGUCGCUUUGGAAUUCUGUCUUCUGAAUCUUUCCUUUUUUAUUUUAGCUGUCUUACUCCGUGAAUUUAACACACAACGCGUUUUACUUGAUGCUCGUCUCAUCGCAAUCGUUGUUUUAUUUUUGAGCUAUGUCUGUUUGCGCCCUAAACAGGCACCGGACAAAACGCCACAGUUCCUUGAGGCAAUCGAACAACUAUACUGUUCAGAAGUAUGCCGCCUUUGUCUUGAAAUUGGAGUUAUACCGUCAGAUAAUUCGCUUAAAAUUCAGCAAGGUUGUCACAGAGAAUUGACCAGAAAGGCGGGGGCGAACCAGAAACCAGAAAGACCAGAAAGAAAGGGGGCGAACUUUAAGUUGGCCGAAUUAUAAGGAAAAUUAAGUUAUUGGUACUUUCGACUUCUAGAAAUGGUACUGCUGCACUUUUACAGGUAUGAAGUGAAAAAUAGAACCAACUGUUCAAAGUGUUCUAAGCAAGCAAAUUAUUUCUUUGUUGUAUAUGUAGAAAGGACAUAUCUGCAGCAGGACAGUUUUUCUUUUCUCGUUCAAUUCAGAAUUUCGUACUUGUUUGCUUACAUAGUCACUUCAACGCAAAAUCUUUAACGGCUAUAAACGUCCGUACACAUUAAGACUCUAACCAGUGUGACACAAUUUAUAAUUGUUAUAUUUUUUAAGAAAAACAAUACAGCACUUUACCGACGCUGUCAAAUUUUUCUCCAUCGUCACCGUAUCAAAUCGCAUGGGUAACUCAGUUUCACCUCCUUACUCUGACAACGACAUCUCUAAAAACAUUUCACAGGUGGUUGUAAUAUGUGUCCUCCUACAAUACUUUUCGGUCGUACAAGCAAUCCUAUCAUCGGCUUUGAACAUUUUUCUUAAUGUUACGUUUUUCGCUGUCACGGUGGAGUUUAAAAAGUUGUAUAACCAUUACAGUUUUUGAUGAAUUUUCUGCAUGCCGCGCCACUUUUUCUUUCCCUGCUGCUGCCUAAACCGAGCCCCGGGACUUGUUGAAAUUAUAAGCGAUAAGUUUGUGAAUUUCUAAAUUGAAGAGGAUUUUCGCUCGGCUUUGUAGCUCCGGAUUUUAAUGUGAUCGGCCGUAAUUAAGAGGUGAAAAUAGAGUUGGGCAGAGCAUGCAGUGCGCGGAGCGGACAACCACUGGUCUAUGAGUUACAGGAUGGUUACCAAGGAUGGUAAACCAGAGGAUGGACCGCAGACAACUAGGUGAUGUGCUGACGUCAUGAAAUGUGCAGGCAUACAAUGUGGUCAGCUGACGCAGGGCAUGAGUGAUUGGAGAUCUUUUGGACAUGCUUUCGUCCUGCAUAGCACGUAACGUACGCUGCUGAUGAUGAUAUAUACGAGGGCGUAAGUUUUGAUCGUGUUCUUUAUGACAAAUAAAAUUUGUGCUGUGUUUUCAGUCAUGCUUGUUUUUCGAGAUGCGCAUGAGCCUGAAUUGUCGAUUAUGAGUGUGGAUUCCUAAAGCUUGACAACAUACAGUAGUUUUCGGCGCGGCUUUUUGAGCUCUCAAUUGGAGGAUCUUUGCACACUUUAUGGAUUGCGAAGUACAAGCUGGCACAUAACAUUGCAUUAAGUUUGGUUUCGCAUUUCCUCCGUCUAGUCAUGUCCAAGAACACCCUAGCGAGACGGCUGACACGUUCGACCACGUGAGCAGGGCAUUUAAUAAAAAAGAAGGAAUUACCGUUCAUCAUUGUUAAGCAGAUGACAUCUUUUGAAUCAGUCGGGUCAAUAAAAAUUGGAGGACGCUUAAGCUUCGCCUUUAAGAGUAGAACACGAAAGCGUUACCGAGACCUGUUCGCAUCGCAACGGGUGGCUGUAGGUCUGGUAGAAAUGCUGGAAAAGGGGUUUGUGUUUGAGUUUCCUCGUAGCAGAAUUAGGUUUUCUCGUACAUUUAAAUUACACCCGACGCCGAUUGGUAAACAGUACGACGGCGAAUCCGACGCCGAAUGGUAAAGUCGUACUUUACCAUUUUCACUGUCACUGUCGUAAAUUCAAUUUUUGUUCACCAAAACCUUGCACCACGUGGGGGUCCUGCGCGGUCGGGGUGGUUGGGGAUGAUUUUCUCCGCCACCCGCAGCGCACGCCGGUUGCUGACGCCGGAUUUUCUGCGACACGGGGCCCUUAACGCUGUCGCGUUAAUAUAAUUGUUUUCCUUCGAACCUUUUGGAACGAAUAAGUGUUCAUGAAUGUUGAAAACGCAACAUUUCUUUUUUUAUUCGUCGGCUCUGCAAUUGUUUUUCUUCGAACAUUUAUUUCGGUUCAUUUGUAGCUUUCAAAACUGGUCUUAGGGAUAUAGGUCACGUUCGUGUGACUAUCAAGAGCCUAUCUAGUUAAAAGCGAAUAAAGUUAGCCGUUUACCGUUGUAAUACCAUCGUACGCUUUGUUUGCAUGUACUGUAUAAGGCAACUAAGGUAACAUGGCAAAAUCUUCCACGAACGUUAGUCUAGGCAUCUCUGCUCAUUGCUUCCUAUUAAGAGGAUAAGAAACCUACUUAUUGCAAAGGGACGUGCAGUUAGCCCGUCAAAAUAGCAAACAAUACCCGAAUGAUAUUUAACCAUCUAAAGGUAACCCGCAA